Molecule: messenger RNA, 503 nt
Organism: Hibiscus syriacus
Lineage: Eukaryota; Viridiplantae; Streptophyta; Magnoliopsida; Malvales; Malvaceae
Exons: 3
Coding region: 60-488 (142 amino acids)
Biological process (GO): regulation of transcription by RNA polymerase II
Cellular component (GO): NuA4 histone acetyltransferase complex; nucleus
Source: RefSeq, a predicted model, not a curated record
UACGCACUUAAGCUUACUUGAAUCACUAGAGUUAGUUCAAUUGUUCAAACGACUUAUAUAUGGUAAAGAAAUCGGUGCAUCUAGCAGUUCAUGCACAUGCUUAUGGUAAAACAACUAGGAUUGAUUUGGUCUUUAACUGUCUACAUGAAUGCAUAACUUCAAAUCAAAUUUGCUUUCCCACAGGCGUGCAUCGUCACUUUGUUCUCUAUGGUCUAAUGGGGUUCCUGCGGAAAAGCCUUGACCGUCAUUUUUCUCCGGAUGAGGUUUUGCAGUUACUAGAUCGUUUCUACAACUUGGAAGUGCUGAAACCAGAUGAUGAAGAGAUUGAUAUCCUAAAUCAUGAUGAAGAUUUUUGCUUGCCACAAAGCUAUUUUGUCAAGGUAGACCCUAAACAAAUUUUGGGGGAUUGGGGGAGGGGUUUACAUAUGUUUGCACUAGACUUUUCUACUUGUGAUCUGAUGAUUUAUUGCUGCGGUAAUAUUCCUUGAUCAUAUUGCACAGUA